Messenger RNA from Kogia breviceps (pygmy sperm whale), 2028 nucleotides. RefSeq names its product SERTA domain containing 2 (gene SERTAD2). NCBI's taxonomy places the organism in Eukaryota, Metazoa, Chordata, Mammalia, Artiodactyla, Physeteridae. Gene Ontology annotation, cellular component: nucleus. The record is from RefSeq and is a predicted model, not a curated record. Gene Ontology annotation, molecular function: transcription regulator activity.
CCUGCACAGCGAGUGCUGGAGCACUAGCUGCCGCUAGCUCGGUCAGGGCGCCCCCUCCGCCCGCCUCCCGCUUCCUCCUCCGCUGCCUGCCGCCGCCGCCUCCUCCUCCUCCUCCACCAUUGUAUAAUGCUCCGAGCGCGCAGGCAGAGGACGGCGGAGUCUUAGCUUCGGUCUCGCCUCCAGCCCGCUCCUCGGAGCCACCCUCGGGCCCCCGGAGCGGGGGAUUCCGCAUGGAGCGGGAGUAGCUUGAGGAGUGGGCAGAAACCCCUCCUGAUGUGUUAGUUCCCAGGUGGAGCUGCAUGUGAUAUAUGUUGGGGAAAGGAGGAAAACGGAAGUUUGACGAGCAUGAAGAUGGGCUGGAAGGCAAAAUCGUGUCCCCCUCCGACGGUCCGUCCAAGGUGUCUUACACCUUACAGCGCCAGACUAUCUUCAACAUUUCCCUUAUGAAACUCUACAACCACAGGCCCCUCACAGAGCCCAGCUUGCAAAAGACCGUGCUCAUCAACAACAUGUUGAGGCGGAUCCAGGAGGAGCUGAAGCAGGAGGGCAGCCUGAGGCCCGCGUUCCCCGCCUCUUCGCCGCCCGCCGACCCGCUAGGCUCCAGCUACCGGGAGGCGCCGUCAGCCUUCAGCCACCCCGCGCCCGCGCCCUGCGAGCUGGGCGGCGCUGCGCCCCUGGAGGCCUGCCUCACCCCCGCCUCACUGCUCGAGGACGACCAGGACACGUUUUGCACUUCCCCGGCUGCGCAGCCUGCGGCCCCCGCCAGACUCACACCUCCUGCCCUCCCGCCGGAAAAGGACAGCUUCUCCUCCGCCCUGGACGAGAUUGAGGAGCUCUGUCCUACAUCUACCUCCACGGAGGCCGCGGAGGCCACCACCGACGACCCGAAAGGGGACUCCGGCGGGCCCGGCGCGCAGAGACCCGAGGGGAUCCAGGACGGCCGGCCCGACGACCCGAAACUGAUGGACUCCCUGCCCGGCAACUUUGAGAUCACCACGUCCACGGGCUUCCUGACAGACUUGACCCUGGACGACAUCCUGUUUGCCGACAUUGACACGUCCAUGUACGACUUUGACCCCUGCACGUCCGCAUCGGGGACAUCCUCAAAAAUGUCCCCCGUGUCGGCCGACGACCUCCUCAAGACGCUGGCCCCCUACAGCAGUCAGCCCGUCGCCCCGAGCCAGCCUUUCAAGAUGGACCUCACGGAGCUGGACCACAUCAUGGAGGUGCUGGUCGGGUCCUGAGCCCCGGGGCCUGUCGCCUGCACCCUGCACCCCGACAGCUCUCCGCACUGUGCAUGUACCCUUGCUUGCCUUUUUCUGAGAAAAAGAACAUUCUACAAAAGGAUCACACUAGUUUUUGCUUUGAGCAGAGUUGGAGUGCCUUCAUCCAAGUAUGACCACUUUUAAUAUGCUUUUUUGAGUGGUUCCUCAGAGACCUAGUACCCGGGAAUAGGAAAGAAUACAUUUGAAGACAAUGUCGCUAUGUGGAAUGACAAAAAUAAACAGUUCAAGUGAAGCACAAGGAAUAAGUUGGAAAAGCUGUAAAUUGCAUGUGCAUAUUUGUCUAUUUUUUCUAUAAGUUUUAUUGCAAGAAGUAAAAGAAGAAAAUAUAUAUAUAUAUUAUUUAGAUAAUCUCAGUACCUUUUCCGGCAUUUUCGCCCUGUAUAGGUUGACUUGGCAAUUCAGCCUUUUUAGAGGCAUUAACUACUCCUCGUAAGUGUUGCAUUUACAUGGCUGUUUAGAAACUGCUGCCCAAAUUUAUUUUAUAUUUUUGUACAGAUUCCGCAGUUUAUGAUAUUGUUUUUCUAAAAACAAAUGCUGUUUAUACAUAUGAGAUAGCUAUUUUGAUAGGAUUUGCUCACAUAGUUCCUGCAAACUUCAGAUGUACAAGUUGCACUUGUACUUUUAUAGAGUUGUAAUGUUUUAUAUGUGUUUGGUGCAAAGAGAAAAUUGGAUCAAAUCAAUCCGCAGUUGAUGUCCCCAGAUGCGUGCGCGCGCGCGCACACACAAACACACACACACGCAC